UUUCCUGGUCUCCACCGACCAGUGCCUUCCUCCUUCCUCAAGGCACCUAUAUGACCGGUGGAGGCCGGUCCUGCUCAGGUGGCCCAAGGAGUUGCUGGAUUAACCCACAAGGCGAGAGAGCUGCAGGGUUGCUGCUGCUUUGAGAGCCCCAGGCAGCACUCGAAAAGGUUUGUGGAUGGCUCCUAGAAGAUCUUGAUUCUCUCCGGAGGAUACAUCGUUUUCCUGGGUCGGUUUCCUGUCACACUGCCCUGCCCCCUCCCAGUCAACCAUGAACCAGCUGGACCCUGCUGAGGACCCAGAUGCCAUCCCUGGCCCCCCGUGUGUGGUGUGCGGCCAAGCCCACGCCCUUGAGGAAAACCACUCCUACACCUACACGGAAGAAGUGGAUGAUGACCUCAUUUGUCACAUCUGCCUGCAAGCUCUGCUGGACCCUCUGGACACUCCCUGCGGACACACCUACUGCACACUCUGCCUCACCAGCUUCCUGGUGGAGAAGGACUUCUGCCCUGUGGAUCGCAAGCCUGUGACCCUGCAGCACUGCAAGAAAUCGAGCAUCCUGGUCAACAAGCUCCUCAACAAGCUGCUGGUGACCUGCCCGUUCACAGAGCACUGCGCGCAGGUCCUGCAGCGAUGCGACCUUGACCAUCACUUUCAAAUGAGCUGCAAAGGUGCCUCCCACUACGGCCUCACCAAAGACAGGAAGAGGCACUCUCAGGAUGGCUGUCCAGACGGCUGUGCCAGCCUCACGGCAACAGCACUCUCCCUAGAGGUUUCUGCAGCUGCCACCAUCUCCUUAAUGACAGACGAGCCUGGCCUAGACAACCCUGCCUACGUGUCCACAGCAGAGGACGGUCAGCCAAACAGCCCCCUGGACUCCGGCCGGAGCAACCGAACAAGGGCACGGCCCUUUGAGCGAUCCACUAUCAGAAGCAGAUCUUUUAAAAAAAUAAACCGAGCCUUGAGUGUUCUUCGAAGGACAAAGUGUGGAGGUACAGCUGUCAACCAAGCUGAGCAGGGCAGAGCGAAUUCUGAAAACACCACUGCCCCUGACGUCUUUCCAAGGUUGUAUCACCUGAUUCCAUAUGGUGAAAUUACCAGAGUCAAGAUCAAUCGAGCGGAUCCCAAUGAAAGCCUCUCCAUUAGGCUUGUGGGAGGCAAUGAAACCCCGCUGGUCCAUAUCAUUAUCCAGCACAUUUAUCGUGAUGGGGUGAUUGCCAGAGACGGCCGGCUACUGCCAGGAGACAUCAUCCUAAAGGUCAACGGGAUGGACAUCGGCAACGUACGGCACAACUACGCCCUGCACCUCCUGAGGCAGCCCUGCCAGGUGCUGUGGCUGACGGUGCUGCGGGAGCAGAAAUUCCGGGGCAGGACUGAUGGGCAGCCCCUGGACACCUACGGGCCCCGGGAUGACAGUUUCCAUGUGAUCCUCAACAAAAGCAGCCCGGAGGAGCAGCUUGGAAUAAAACUGGUGCGCAAGGUGGAUGAGCCUGGGGUGUUCAUUUCCAACGUUCUGGAUGGUGGCGUGGCAGGCCGACACGGUCAGCUGGAGGAGAAUGAUCGAGUGUUAGCCAUCAAUGGACGUGACCUUCGGUACGGCAGCCCGGAAAGUGCAGCGCAUCUGAUUCAGGCCAGUGAAAGGCGCGUUCACCUCGUCGUGUCCCGCCAGCUUCGGCAGCAGAGUCCUGACAUCUUUCAGGAAGCUGGCUGGAACAGCAGCGGCAGCCGGUCCCCAGGGCCAGGGGACAGGAGCAACACUCCCAAGCCCCUCCACCCUGCGGUCACUUGUCACGAGAAGGUGGUAAGUGUCCAAAAAGACCCCAGUGAAUCACUCGGCAUGACCGUUGCAGGGGGAGCAUCACAUAGGGAGUGGAAUUUGCCAAUCUAUGUCAUCAGUGUUGAGCCCGGAGGAGUCAUAAGCAGAGAUGGAAGAAUAAAAACAGGUGACGUUCUGUUGAAUGUGAACGGGAUUGAACUAACAGAGGUCAGCCGGAGCGAGGCGGUUGCUUUACUGAAAAGCACAUCCUCCUCGGUGGUACUUAAAGCUUUGGAAGUCAGAGAAUGUGAGCCCCAGGAAGAAGGCAGCAGCCCAGCAGCGCUGGACUUCAACCACAAAGACACGGCCCCACCUGGCAACCAGUCCCCGUCCUGGGUCAUGUGGCUGGAAUUACCACGGUACCUGUACAACUGUAAAGAUGUUAUACUGCGAAGAAACACAGCUGGAAGUCUGGGCUUCUGCAUUGUAGGAGGUUAUGAAGAAUACAAUGGGAACAAACCAUUUUUUAUCAAAUCCAUUGUUGAAGGAACACCAGCAUACAACGAUGGAAGAAUCAGAUGUGGUGAUAUUCUUCUUGCUGUCAAUGGCAGAAGUACAUCAGGAAUGAUACAUGCUUGCUUGGCAAGGAUGCUAAAAGAACUUAAAGGAAAAAUUACUCUCACCAUUGCUUCUUGGCCCGGCACUUUUUUAUAGAAUCAAUGAUGGGUCAUAGAAAAACAGGAAAUCACAAAUAAGCUAAGUUGAAACAAUGUAUUUAUCUUAUCAAUUUUUGUAUUUGAAGACUACAAUGUAAAAAUAUAAACUUUAAUGUCAGGAAAAGUAGGAUCUAAUGAAAAGCCAAUUACACCUCAGAAAAUAUAAUUCUCAAAAUAUAAACAUUACUAAUAGUUUUUAUUCAGUGUGGAGCAUUUCUCAUUACUCUAGAACUUUAAGUUUAUAUUUUUCUAUUCAAUAAAAAGCUCUUAAACAGCUGACAUGGUUUGUAUGCCCCCACUGAAUUCAAAUCAUACAGUUAAAUUAAAAUCUGGUAUAUGCUGAGGUCUGCAAAGGGUACAUUAUGGGCAUUUUAAAAACAAUUUCCAGACAGAGGAUUUUAAAAGUGCAUUGCUGAAAAAUGUUCAUCAAAUGAGAAAUAAAUAUUUUUCAAAAAUUA
This is a messenger RNA of Lipotes vexillifer (Yangtze River dolphin), 2927 nucleotides long. RefSeq names its product ligand of numb-protein X 1 (gene LNX1). Gene Ontology annotation, cellular component: cytoplasm. NCBI's taxonomy places the organism in Eukaryota, Metazoa, Chordata, Mammalia, Artiodactyla, Lipotidae. Gene Ontology annotation, molecular function: ubiquitin-protein transferase activity; protein binding. The record is from RefSeq and is a predicted model, not a curated record. Gene Ontology annotation, biological process: ubiquitin-dependent protein catabolic process. Bases 269 to 2467 code for a protein of 732 amino acids. The transcript has 11 exons.